Schistosoma margrebowiei is the source of this 2173-nucleotide messenger RNA. NCBI's taxonomy places the organism in Eukaryota, Metazoa, Platyhelminthes, Trematoda, Strigeidida, Schistosomatidae. The record is from the annotation of a GenBank genome assembly.
AAUGAAGACUGAACUUUUUUAGGCGGCAAUUAUGUGCCAUGUUUGAGUGAGUCGAGAAAGUUGGAUGGGGUGCCAGACAGCAUUCUAUUUAACUAUGAACUUUCUCUGACAACGAUGUUUAAAAAUUACUGGACAUAGGACUUCUUUAGUGCAUCCUUGUUUCCCAGUGAAAGCUUAUUCUACAACAUUAUUGAAGACCGAUGAAUGAUUUAAGCUGUAACAGUAUUUGUCAGCUAUUGUGUUGUCCUCCAUUACCAUCUAAAAUUGCAGCUAAGUUGGCAUUUAUGCCUCCACUUCCCAGUUAUAAACUGACGGAGCAUGCUGAAGGGGGGCAUACUACAUACAGCUUUACUCUGGCUUCAUACUUGAAAGAUUCAUUUAUCCAUUUUGUCCCAGAAAGCAUGGAAUCAAUGAAGGCUACAACAAGAAGAGGCAAUAAUAUUGCGAUUCUUUAUAUGCCCAUCAAUUCUUCAUCUAAGCUUACUUUCUUGUUAAGCCAUGGGAAUGCUGUGGACUUGGGUCUGAUGCUUCACUUCAUGUAUGAACUGGGGAGCAAGUUGAACGUUAACAUCAUGUGUUACGAUUAUUCAGGCUAUGGAGUGUCUUCUGGAAAGCCUUUGGAAAAAAACCUUUAUGCUGAUGCUGAGUGUGCAUUAAAUGUUUUAAGAACGAAGUAUUCUAUCCCUUUAAACCAAAUUGUUUUGUACGGUCAGAGCAUCGGAACUGUACCGACAAUACAUCUGGCUACUCUUCAUCGAGUUGCUGCUGUCGUACUACAUUCGCCACUGAUGUCCGGGUUAAGGGUAGCUUUCCCGAGGUUGAAGCGCAAUUACUGUUGUGAUGUCUUCUCUAACUAUGUACGUGCUCCUCGGAUCAUUUCACCAACAUUGAUUAUUCAUGGCACUGAAGAUGAAAUAAUCGAUCGAGUCCAUGCCCAGCAGUUGUACGAACGUAUUCCUAAUACUUUGGAACCACUGUUUAUUCGUGGAGCUGGUCAUAACGAUUGUGAACUGUAUGAAGAAUAUCUUAUCCGCUUAGAAUACUUAGUUCAUGUUGAAGUGGAUGGCCCCGGUAUACUAAAUCUUUCCCAAGAAUCGAAUUCAAAUAAUAGGAAUAUACGGUUCAGUAAUGGAUUAUUAAAAUAUUUUUGCCGGAAUCGCAAGUCUUCUGAAAAUAAUUCGAAACAAAUCUCAUCAAUCCAAAUUUCAAGAAAAUCCAAAUCACCAAAAGACGAAUCACACAAACAGUCUGAUGUAUGUAUACCUGAUGCAUCUAAUCAUUGUCAUGAGAAAACACUGGCUUCAAUCACUCCUAUGUGGAUGCGAAAACGAGGACUUCAUGGUUCAUAUAGAUAUGUCAGCAACUCUAGAACUGAUAAGCGUAGAUGUAAACGAAUUCAUUCCUUAUCCGUUAACCCACCGAGUAAGCCAUCUGAUCAGUUUGAGGCUAGUGUAAUUCCAGAAAGAACUGACAUCAAGCUGGAGUGUGUGGAUCAUGGUGGUUCACUCAACGAGUUGGAUAAUAAGACAUCGAAACUAAUAACGAAUAUAUAAAAUAGUAGCUGCUAUGUUCGUCUCUCGAGAUUCCUUUUUUCCCCAAGAGAAACUAUUUGAAAUGUCUUCCGGUCUCACUGAUUCGAAAAUGUAAUAUUGUAAUAGGUAAAAACUUUUCUACUGAAUCUGUAGGAUUUUCCUUAAAAAAAGCUCAGCAAUUACCUGCCGCUACAUCUUAAGUGUACAUAAUUUUGCUUUUGACGUUAGAUUUUGUUUUAAUGUUUCCUAUUUCAUAAUGAAAUGGCAUUAUUUUCAUAAUUGUAUAUACAUAUUCAAUAGUGUGAAUUUCUAUAAAUAUUAUGCGUUUAAUACUAUCAGAUUAUUUCAGUUAAUUAAAGUUGUAUCAAAGUACAUGACAAUUUAGUUUUAUGAAAGUAGUAUUUACCUACUACUUUUCAUUCAGCGUAUUUUCAAAAAUAACAGUUUACGAGAAGUUUCCUGAUUAGUAUUUUUUGUCUUCUCUCAUACAUCCCACUAACUUCGUUAUGUUCGUCACACAACAAGUCAUACAAUGCUCGUACACUUUCAUCCAGAAUCUUAGAUGAAUGUUCACAAGCAUCUUUUGUUGUUUUAAACUCAACACAAGUGAUUAUACAAGUAAAUACACUCACAACACAUUA